Molecule: messenger RNA, 813 nt
Organism: Aspergillus fischeri NRRL 181
Lineage: Eukaryota; Fungi; Ascomycota; Eurotiomycetes; Eurotiales; Aspergillaceae
Exons: 1
Coding region: 1-813 (270 amino acids)
Biological process (GO): transmembrane transport; carbohydrate transport
Cellular component (GO): membrane
Molecular function (GO): carbohydrate:proton symporter activity
Source: RefSeq, a predicted model, not a curated record
AUGGGAGGUCUUGUGAACCAAACUGCUUUCAAUGACACGUUUGACUCGCCAGAUUCGACAAUGAUCGGCGUUAUUGUUUCUUUGAUGGAGAUCGGUGCAUUCCUAGGAAGCGUGAGCUCUGCUUUCUUCGGGGAAAGAAUCGGACGAAGAAAAAGCAUCGCCGUUGGGGUCGUCAUUUUAAUCCUUGGAGCCCUGUUGCAAGCUACCGCGUACCAUCGCUCUCAUCUCAUCGUCGGCCGGGUUGUCUCAGGAGUUGGUCUUGGGGUAGUAAACUCAACUGUACCCGUGAUGCAGGUGGAAUUCUCACCGAAGGCUACCAGAGGCCUAUACGUCUGCAUGCAACUGUCAACGGUUCAUUUCGGAAUUCUUGUGGCUGAUUGGAUUGACUACGGUUCCUCUACGCACACAGGCAGCUAUGCCUGGCGAGUUCCUGUAAUUCUUCAGUGUACUUUCCCAUUCCUGAUGCUUUUCUUCGUGUUCCUGAUGGAUGAAACUGCUCCAUGGUUUGCAGCCCACAACCGCCAAGACCAGGACCUGCAGGUUCUCCGCCAGCUCUAUAAUGACAACAUGCACGAGAGCGAUAUUACGGCCCUACACGAGGGUAUUCCCCGCAAGUUGCUCUCGAAAAAGCGGUGGGCGCAGGGUCGUGGAAGGACCUUCUGCGGAAUGAUGAGAUACAGAGCCAAAGACGGUUUCUCAUUGCUUACGCGAUACUUAUUUUCCAACCGCUUGGUGGAAUCAAUGCAAUUAUAUACUACUCUGCGACCCUGUUCGAGGAGUCGGUGGGAUUCUCAAAAUACAUGUCGGCCUUGA